CAGCCUGUGUGUGCAGCUGCUAUUCUUUCCCUCUCAGUCUGUCCCUUUCCAAAUCGCACAUUCUGUCGCUCAGUGGCAAGAGAAGGAAGGCACCAGGGGAAGGGUGCUAAGGGUUGUAGCAGAGGUUGUGUUCUCGCACUGAAAUUCUAACCUCCCUGUGUGCCCUCCCAGCUUGGAGCAUAAGCCGACCAGGGAGGGACCGAGUUCAGCAAAUGGAGAUGUGAAAGAGGGGGAGGGAAACAAGAGAGAGAGGGAGGGAGAGACGGACUGAUCAUUGAAAGGAAGAAGACCGGGACCUGUCUCUUGCACAGACCCUAACCUGGAGCUCAGCAUCUACUGAUCAGGCAUUGUUGCUAAGACUGCUAAAAAUGCAGACCUUCCUCAAAGGGAAGAGAGUGGGUUACUGGAUGAGCGAGAAAAAGAUCAAGAAACUGAAUUUUCAGGCAUUUGCAGACAUGUGCAGGAAACGAGGGAUUGAGGUCAUACAGCUUAAUCUGGCCAAACCUAUUGAGGACCAAGGCCCUUUAGAUGUGAUUAUACACAAGCUGACAGACGUCAUUCUUGAGGCUGACCAAAAAGACAGUGAGUCCAUCCAGCUGGUGCGAAGGUUCCAGGACUAUAUAGAAGGCCACCCUGAAACAAUACUACUGGACCCGUUGCCUGCCAUUAGAACAUUGCUGGACCGCUCAAAAUCUUACGAGCUUAUUCGCAGAAUAGAAACAUACAUGCAAGAUGAAAGGCUGUGUUCCCCUCCAUUUAUGGAGCUAAUGGCAGAAUGUGAUGAAGAUACCUUGAAGAUUGUAGAGAAGAAUGGCUUGGCAUUUCCAUUAGUUUGUAAGACUCGAGUGGCCCAUGGCACAAACUCUCAUGAGAUGGCGAUUAUAUUCAAUCCAGAAGGACUGCGGUCAAUCAAGCCUCCCUGUGUAAUUCAAAGCUUCAUUAGCCACAACGCAGUCCUCUACAAAGUCUUUGUGGUGGGAGAAUCUUACACAGUAGUGGAGCGGCCAUCCUUGAAAAACUUUUCACCUGGAGCUUCUGACAGAGCAUCCAUAUUCUUCAACAGUCACAAUGUGUCAAAGCCUGAAUCAUCCUCCAUUCUAACAGCACUUGACAAGGUGGAAGGAGUGUUUGAGCGCCCCUGUGAUGAGGUUAUUCGUGGGAUCUCCAAAGCACUACGGCAGGCUCUGGGAAUCUCUCUUUUUGGCAUUGAUAUCAUUAUAAACAACAAGACUGGUCAGCAUGCUGUGAUUGAUAUCAAUGCUUUCCCAGGCUAUGAGGGUGUCCCAGAAUUCUUCACUGACCUCCUAAACCACAUUACAACCAUCUUGCAGCGCCCAGAUCAGAGUGCAAGCAAGUCCUCAGUGGAGCAGACAGGAAGCUCAAUUGGAGAGCGCCUUUGCUGUCCUCCAUCUGCCCGAACAGACCCAUGGAUUGUGGAGACAGACACAAGUGGAUCUGUAAAGUUGCAAAGUCAGAGACUAGGAUGCAAUUCAUCAGUUUCUCCCAGCUUCCAGCAGCACUGUGUGGCCUCUUUGGCAACCAAGGCAUCUUCCCAAUAACAAGUCAUUUUUGAAGGACCACAGGGAGUAAUAGAAUUCCAAAGGGACAUGGGAACAGUUUUAUUUUGGUGUUCAUCGCGUAACUACUUGAACUGAGUUGUAACAGCAGGUUGUAGGUCGGUUAAAGGGCAGCUGGACAGUUAGUGUUUUAAUUGACAUCAUAUUUACAGCUUUUUUCAAAGAAGAAAGUUGGUAUAUUUAAUCUUCCCCUGUGCAAUUGUGAGAAACUCCACUGUCCAAUUUCAAGGGAUCCCAAUAAGCAGACACUGGCUCUUCAUCAUUUCAGAGGUUCCCUUCUGCAGCCAUAGGAGGACAGUACUCUUUGCUCAAUGUUCUACUAAGACAUAGUACAGUCCUUAAAAUUGCAACUCUUCAACUCAGACAUGUUCCUAAAGUGGGUUGCGUUCUGAGAGGGAAAAAAAGGAAUUAUUUUAUAACAAAAAACAAAUUUUAUUCUUUAAAAAAAAAAUUACAUAUUCCUACUCUUUUUUUCACCAUAAGAAAAUGACCACACAUCAACCACUGGGUCUUGUGAUUGUAGAAUUUUAAUUCCUUAAUUUUAAAAAAAAUAUUCUUUAGUAUUCUGCACCUUGAUUUUUUUUAAUCUUGUGAUUUAGAUUUUAUUUGAAACGUUUCAGUCUUAAUGUGCUUCCCAAAUCUUUAAUACCCUUCCCUCAGCUCUCUGCAUUCUGUGAUAAGGUGCACAGAGAAAGUCUUAAACAAAAAUAUUUGCUGCUGUAGACCAAAUAAAGGCAGAGCAGUUAGGGGUCACUUCGUUUGGAUUUAGCACUAUGUGUCUAAUGUAAUCUCUUGAAUUCAGAGCAUUAUUCAUAUAUCCAACAGUGCCAGUUGUGUUUUGCUAAAAUUCUACCCUUGUGAAAAAGUUCAGAAAGUAAAAUAUAAGGUUUGCUGUGGAUCAGAGAUUGAUAAACUGUGAUGAAUCUUCAGGCUUUAUCCAAGGAUGCUGUGGGUUUUAGUUAAGCAGCAGCAGAAGUUCUGCAGUUUGUCUGGCACUGCUCUACUGGUCUACAUAUUCCAAUAAUUAACAUUCUACCUUGUAAGUUAUUUUGCUGCAGUUAGAUUUAAGCACUUAUAUUGGAUACUGAACAAUAUUAAUUGAGUUUCUAAUUUAGUGUGAUGAUGAGCAUACCCUGGCCUGGCAGGUAUAAACCAGAAUGUUAUAGAUUACAAAAGUCACAAUGGGUUUUUUGAUGGUGGUGCUUGGUACAUUGAAAGUGACAGAAAGAGAAAAUCAGAGACAAACCUAUACAUGUUAGGAUCUGCCAAUAAAGGAGAAAAUAAAAGUGAUCUUUUCUUAAAAAUGACUUCUACUUACGUAAGCAAAUGAUAUCUGUAGUUCAUGAAAGCAUGGGUUGUUAUGUAGAUGGAUAAUUGAACUGUAACUAUAUAGUUCUUUUUUUAAAGGAAAUCUCAAAUCAAGUCCUAGAUUUUCUCUGCAGUGCACUUAUAGAAGCUAAACUGUCUUACCUAGGUUACCCAGUCUUCAAAUCAUUCCAAUUAGAUUUACUUUUCUUCAUUUCUCCAACAGGGACCCCUUAACACCAGCAAGGAUUUAAAUGUUCAUAACCAAGAGAUUAUUCAGAAAACAAGAUUGGCAUUAUGUCUUACCAUACCUCGAUUUUGUCCCUUCCUUGUAACAUCAGCAAUAAAAUAUUAAUUUAAUCAGCUAAA
Xenopus tropicalis (tropical clawed frog) is the source of this 3251-nucleotide messenger RNA. RefSeq names its product inositol-tetrakisphosphate 1-kinase (gene itpk1). Gene Ontology annotation, molecular function: inositol-1,3,4-trisphosphate 6-kinase activity; inositol-3,4,5,6-tetrakisphosphate 1-kinase activity; inositol-1,3,4-trisphosphate 5-kinase activity. The coding region runs from base 369 to 1559 and encodes 396 amino acids. The transcript is spliced from 11 exons. Lineage: Eukaryota; Metazoa; Chordata; Amphibia; Anura; Pipidae. Gene Ontology annotation, biological process: inositol trisphosphate metabolic process. The record is from RefSeq and is a predicted model, not a curated record.